Numida meleagris (helmeted guineafowl) is the source of this 2677-nucleotide messenger RNA. It is a transcript of the gene ATXN3, whose product is annotated as ataxin 3. The coding region runs from base 108 to 1199 and encodes 363 amino acids. Gene Ontology annotation, cellular component: nucleus. The transcript has 11 exons. Gene Ontology annotation, biological process: protein deubiquitination. The record is from RefSeq and is a predicted model, not a curated record. Lineage: Eukaryota; Metazoa; Chordata; Aves; Galliformes; Numididae. Gene Ontology annotation, molecular function: cysteine-type deubiquitinase activity.
CCGCUAGGGGGCGCUACUGCGGCCUGUCUCAGCGGGGCCGCGCUGAGGCCAGCUGCGAUUGGCUGCGCGGGUCAUGUGAGGCGGAGGCCGUGCCGUUGACAAUAAACAUGGAGUCGAUCUUCCACGAGCGGCAAGAAGGCUCACUAUGUGCUCAGCACUGUCUGAAUAAUUUGCUACAAGGAGAGUACUUUAGUCCUGUUGAGUUAUCCUCCAUUGCACAGCAGUUGGAUGAGGAAGAAAGAAUGAGAAUGGCAGAGGGAGGAGUGUCUAGUGAAGAAUAUAGAACAUUUCUACAGCAGCCUUCUGUAAAUAUGGAUGACAGUGGAUUCUUCUCUAUUCAAGUUAUAAGCAAUGCCUUGAAAGUUUGGGGUUUAGAGCUAAUCCUCUUCAACAGCCCAGAGUAUCAGAGGCUUGGGAUCGACCCUAUAAAUGAAAAAUCAUUUAUUUGUAAUUAUAAGGAACACUGGUUUACAGUUCGAAAGUUAGGAAAACAGUGGUUUAACUUGAACUCUCUCUUGAUGGGUCCAGAACUAAUAUCAGAUACAUAUCUUGCACUUUUCUUGGCGCAAUUACAACAGGAAGGUUAUUCCAUAUUUGUAGUAAAAGGUGACCUGCCAGACUGUGAGGCUGAUCAGCUGUUGCAGAUGAUUCGAGUACAGCAGGUGCAGCGACCAAAACUAAUUGGAGAAGAGACUGCACAGUCAAGAGACCAGAGGCUACCCAGAAGUGAUGUGGACCAAGCUAUAGAAGUUAGCCAUCCUUUUGAUGGAACAAGCAUGUUAGAUGAAGAUGAAGAGAAUUUUCAAAGAGCUCUGGCUCUAAGUAGGCAGGAAAUUGAUAUGGAAGAUGAAGAAGCUGAUCUUCGUAGAGCCAUUCAACUCAGCAUGCAAGGUAGUCGUCAAAGUGAGUUCUCAAACUUGUUACCACAGAAUGUUUCUCAGCCGCCACACACCAGUCAGACAGACUCUCUUUCUUCAGAAGAUCUGCGCAGGAGAAGACAAGCAUAUUUUGAAAAACAGCAACAACAGCUACAGCAGCAAGAUCUGACCCUGAACCUUCAUGGUAAACCAAUUAUAAGCUCAAGCACUCUGGAAGCUGAUCCAGGAGGUGAUAUGAGCGAAGAAGACAUGCUUCAAGCAGCUAUGAAUAUGUCUCUGGAAUCUGCUAGAAACCACUUGAGUACAGAAGAGAAGAAAUGACAUCGUAAUUUUUUCCCCUCUACUGUAAAAACACUACGUCUCCGUUACAAUUUUAUUCUGUGGAUGUUGCGCAAGCAGGGUUCAUUUCGGAGUUUUGGAAGCAGGGAUGAAAGGUUGGCUGGAGCUCAGAGUUUAGAGGGAAUCUGCAAAUAUCAAAAAGUUGGCACUAAUGUAAAAAAUCAUAGCACUCCUACUACAAGAUUAACAGUAUUGAAAUUACUUAGAUUACUCAUGCGGUCAAACAUACACAUGUAGCAGCUGUAACUCGCAUUUUAAAAAAAAUUGUUUUGAAAAAUUCUAUAGAGAGCACAAAAGGUGCCAAAAACUAGUAUCAACCAGUUUUUCAGUACUAAUACAAAAAUAGAAAAAAGUAAUAAGUUGUAUUCAUAAGUUGCUAGAUACAAAAAAAAAAAAAAGGAGAUCAGCUGGGGAGGAAAAACUAAAUUCUGUUUAUCUUAGUUAAAGAAUGAAUCAUAAUACAAGUUGAGUGACUUGAUGUCAACUUUCUGGUCCUGCUGCCCACUUUUGAAAUGACCCAUUCUGCAGGAGAAACCUAAAUCUGUAAAUGUAUUGCUUAGCAAUUAAAGAGAAAAUCUCCAGUGUACUGUAGAUUGACAUUCACUGAAAGAUUCCAGAGUAAUUCUGACCUUCUAACACUUUCUGGUUUUACUUUUAGUUUUACUUGUAGUUUCCAAGUUCAUGUUUGAGGUAGGGUUUUUGCUUUGCCAUUUUGUCUUUUGAUAAAUAAAUAACUUUUUUAUUUUUUUUAAUGUUAGGUUUGUUUUAUACUCUUUCUGAUUAUGCCGCUGUUUUUAUCCUAAAAGUAUCACAAUGGGUUAAACAGGUUUUCUUUUAUAUUUCUACUGCAAUAUCUUUUCCUCUUCAAGCUCAACCCUUCAUUCUGCCCUUUCAGUAUCAAAGAGCUGUAACGGAGUCUAGGAGAAAGGAGAAUGGGGACGAUCUGGGUGCCAUAAAAUGAGUGCCACGUAUGUAAGUUGCAUUCCUGCAGUCUGAAAUGACCUCUGUGCAAGUAGCUCUUCGAAGAAUGAAUAUUUAUGUCUGUGUGGGUGCUCCUUCUGAAAUGCUUUUUGACUGUCUGUCAGAAUGUUGUAGCUUUUUCAGGAAUGGCCUUUAUUCAUGCACCUUAAAAUUUUUUAUCAUGCUGUUUCUGAUGCUGAGGGGGAAAAAAAAAAACAGGGAGCAAAGGAUGGGAGAUGGCUUAUGCUACUGGUUGUAACACAUUUGUUUUGAUACCCAGGAUGAGUGUGUGAUAGGGUGACCAAACUUGACUUUCAACUUAGUGCAGAAAUUGAUGUUUCAUUUUACUAAAUGGUGCUUGAAAUACAAAUUCUGUUUACAUAUAAAUUAUAUGGAAAUAUGUUGUAGAUACAGUAUGUAAGCCGUAUUCAAUGUGUUAACAGCACAGGCAUUCUAAGAAUAAUCUUUUGAAAAUAAACCCAAAUUCCUGUAUCGAAAUA